This is a messenger RNA of Diospyros lotus (date-plum), 2959 nucleotides long. RefSeq lists its product as uncharacterized. The record is from RefSeq and is a predicted model, not a curated record. The coding region runs from base 141 to 2657 and encodes 838 amino acids. NCBI's taxonomy places the organism in Eukaryota, Viridiplantae, Streptophyta, Magnoliopsida, Ericales, Ebenaceae. The transcript is spliced from 15 exons. Gene Ontology annotation, biological process: carbohydrate metabolic process. Gene Ontology annotation, cellular component: chloroplast.
GGCGGGCAGUGGAAGCUCCAAGUGGCGGCUUUUACUCAUCGCCACCACCACUCCCCGCCGAGCCCUGCCGCUUCUCCUUUCUAGCCCAUAUCUUGAGCUUUCCUCAAUCUCAUCUACCGCCAAUAUAAAAUUAGAAGCCCAUGACCACGGUCUCGUUUCCCAUGAUCAUCAGAAGAUUGUUCUUCCAUUCCCCUUUUCCUCUUCGCCGCUUUCUCUCGCACCAUCACACUUCGCCCAGAAGACACUCACCCUUUGCCCUUUUCGUCUCGCACUGCUGCCCUCUCUCGUCUGUUUCUCCUCGAUCCAUUCACUCGCUCAAGGUCCUGGCCAUGGCCGAACAGUCCCAGAAGCCCACCACUUCACAGACUCACCACGAGCACACCAAUCGUCUAGCCGCCGAGCACAGCCCGUACCUUCUUCAGCACGCUCACAACCCGGUCAAUUGGUAUCCAUGGGGUGAAGAGGCCUUCGAGGAAGCUCGAAAGAGAGACGUUCCCAUCUUCUUGUCAAUUGGAUACAGCACAUGCCACUGGUGUCACGUGAUGGAGGUGGAAUCCUUUGAGAAUGAAGAAGUUGCAAAAUUACUGAACGAUUGGUUUGUUAGUAUCAAGGUGGAUCGAGAAGAACGGCCAGAUGUCGAUAAGGUAUACAUGACUUACGUGCAGGCUUUAUAUGGUGGUGGAGGUUGGCCUCUGAGUGUCUUCCUUUCACCAGAUCUGAAGCCCUUGAUGGGUGGAACUUAUUUUCCUCCAGAUGAUAAGUACGGAAGGCCAGGGUUUAAAACUGUGCUUAGGAAGGUGAAGGAGGCUUGGGACAAUAAACGAGACGUCCUUGUAAGGAGUGGUGCUUUUGCAAUUGAACAACUAUCAGAAGCCAUGUCAGCCAGUGCAAUUUCUAGUAAACUACCAGAUGGGAUUCCACACGAUGCACUAGAACUAUGUGCAGAGCAUCUUUCUGGAACGUAUGAUUCCAAGUAUGGCGGCUUUGGAUCUGCCCCCAAGUUCCCUAGACCAGUUGAGGUUCAGUUAAUGCUUUACUGGUCAAAAAAGUUGGAGGAAUCUGGGAAAUUGGGCAAAGCAAAAGAAACCUUAGAGAUGGUGUUGUUUAGCCUGCAGUGCAUGGCAAGAGGAGGCAUCCAUGACCACGUAGGAGGUGGUUUUCAUAGAUACAGCGUGGAUGAGUGCUGGCAUGUUCCACAUUUUGAGAAAAUGUUGUACGACCAGGGGCAGCUUGUGAAUGUUUAUUUAGAUGCCUUUUCAAUCACCAAAGAUGUUGACUAUGCAUGUAUGUCUCGGGAUAUACUUGAUUAUUUGAGGAGAGACAUGAUUGGACCCAAUGGAGAGAUCUUUUCGGCAGAAGAUGCUGAUAGUGCUGAGUCAGAGGGUGCAGCAAGAAAAAAGGAAGGUGCCUUCUACGUAUGGACCGGCCGUGAGGUUGAAGACACAGUUGGAGAGCAUGCAACUCUUUGCAAGGAGCACUAUUACAUAAAACCAUCAGGGAAUUGCGACCUCUCUAGAAUGAGUGAUCCUCACAAUGAAUUCAGGGGGAAAAAUGUUCUAAUAGAGAGAAAUAGUACUGCUGCGAUGGCAUCAAAAUUUGGUAUGCCUGUUGAAAAGUAUGUUGAGAUUCUUGGAACGUGUAGGCAGAAACUUUUUGAUGUGAGAUCAACACGGCCGCGGCCUCAUCUGGAUGAUAAGGUAAUUGUGUCAUGGAAUGGACUCGCGAUUUCAUCUUUUGCAAGAGCUUCUAAAAUCCUGCAGAGCGAACCUGAAGGGACUAAAUUUUACUUCCCCGUUGCUGGCUGUGAUCCAAAAGAGUACAUGAACGUUGCAGAAAAGGCGGCAUCAUUUAUCCGGAGGCACCUGUACGACCAGCAGAAGCGAAGGCUGCAACACAGCUUUAGGAAUGGCCCCGCUAAGGCCCCUGGGUUUCUUGAUGAUUAUGCUUUUCUAAUAUCUGGACUGCUGGAUAUCUAUGAAUGCGGCGGCCCAAUAUUUUGGCUGGUGUGGGCAAUUGAACUGCAAGACAUCCAGGAUGAAUUGUUUCUCGACAUAAAGGGAGGGGGGUAUUAUAAUACCCCCGGCGAGGAUCCUUCAGUUUUACUCCGAUUGAAAGAAGAUCAUGAUGGCGCUGAGCCGUCAGGGAACUCAGUAUCAGCGAUCAACCUCAUCAGACUCGCCUCCAUGGUCUCCGGCAAUAGGUCUGAUCGUUACAGGCAAAAUGCCGAACAUUUACUGGCUGUUUUCGAGAAGAGAUUGAAGGAUAUGGCUAUGGCCGUGCCUUUGAUGUGCUGCGCCGCGGACUUGGUUUCAGUCCCUUCCCGUAAGCAAGUCGUCCUGGUUGGGCCGAAAUCCUCCAGAGAGUUUGAAGACAUGCUUGCUACUGUUCAUUCACUCUAUGAUCCCAACACAACUGUAAUUCAUGUCGACCCGACGGACCAGGAAGACAUGCAAUUUUGGGAAGAAAACAACAGCAACAUAGCGAGCAUGGCAAGGAACAGUAGCCUUGGUGGUGACAGCAGGAGGGUGGUGGCGGCUGCUCAUGUCUGCCAGAAUUUCACUUGCAGCCCUGCUGUUAGCGACCCGACAUCUCUCGCGGCUCUGCUCUCCCGUUCCACCAAACCUUCCUCCUCCUCCUCCUCCUCCUCCUCCUCCUAAAACUUGUGGUUUACUUGGGUCGUGGGCAUGGAAGCUCCGUGAUGAUGUGAUGUACAUGAUGAUGAUGAUCAAAUUGUCUUUAGGUCUGAUCAAAUUUUUCCGUCGUGAUGCACAAUCAAAAGUUUGAAUUCUUUAGAGAGAGAUGGACGCGGAGGGAGAAGUUGCCAUAAGAAGGUCAAGUAAUAAUUUUAUUUUUAUUUGAAUUAAUUAAUCAAAUUAAAUACAUUUAUUCACAUAGUUACAACUUACAAGAGAGAUAAUAAAGAUGCCCCCACUUAGAUAGUCCAGCAAUUGAAAUCGUA